GAGCGCUUUGCGGCGUCGAAGAUUUUGUGUGUAGCGUCUCGUCUCUAGCCAUCAGGCAAAGUUGCGCGUUGCGUGUCCGUCGUUCUAGUGUGGGCGUGUGUUUUUUCUAAUACAUCUUCUCACUUUCUAUCUUGCGGUCGUCGACUAGGAUACCGACGGGAUGAAAUUAGCUUGUGCGGCGCUGUGCGUUGUGAUAGCCGUAGUUGCCACACCAGUCCUCAGUCAAAAUAGACCAGUGUCGAACAGGCCGGGACGUUUCCUUUCACUGCCAAAUCCACAAAAAUGUGCUAGCCGGCCUAAACAAUUCUCGUACAGGGGUCACAAUUACUUCUUCACUGGACACGUACCUGCCCUAGCUAAUAAGAAAAUGGAUUGGUUGGAUGGCAGGAAUCUUUGUAGAGAGUACUGUAUGGAUCUCGUUUCCCUGGAAACACAAGAAGAGAACAAUAUGAUCUUCAGACUUAUUCAACAAAAUGACGUUCCCUACAUCUGGACUUCAGGACGUUUGUGCGACUUCAAAGGAUGUGAAAAUCGUCCAGACUUGGAACCCAAAAACAUCUUCGGAUGGUUCUGGUCAGCUAACAGGGAAAAGAUGGCCCCCACCAAUCAGACUCCUGCCGGAUGGGGAUACAAUCCUUGGUCAUCUACCGGGCAUAAGAAACAGAAACAACCUGACAAUGCUGAAUUUGACAUCAACGGUACAAGUGAAUCCUGCCUGUCUAUCCUCAACAACGUAUACAACGACGGCAUCGCCUGGCAUGACGUCGCCUGUUACCACGAAAAACCAGUCGUCUGCGAGGACUCCGACGAACUUCUCAACUACGUCAGAGGCACAAACCCAGGCCUCCGCCUUUAAAAGCCCAGUAACCUGCCUAAAGUCUCUAUUUAUUAAAUUUAAUUCUUAAAUUUAAAGAUUAAAACUUAAGAUUAUGCCGAAUAAUAAAAAAACUGCCGUGUAUUAAAAAGCACUGUAAAUUAUGUCAAUUAUGCCAAUUAGAGUAAAACGUUUUGCACAAAUUUAUAUUUCAGUGUAUAUUUUGUAUAAAGUGUAAUUAUAUACCUUCGAUUUUUUUA
Molecule: messenger RNA, 1074 nt
Organism: Sitophilus oryzae (rice weevil)
Lineage: Eukaryota; Metazoa; Arthropoda; Insecta; Coleoptera; Curculionidae
Gene: slf
Exons: 5
Coding region: 161-856 (231 amino acids)
Source: RefSeq, a predicted model, not a curated record